This is a messenger RNA of Oxyura jamaicensis (ruddy duck), 1364 nucleotides long. RefSeq names its product transmembrane protein 250 (gene TMEM250). The coding region runs from base 452 to 871 and encodes 139 amino acids. The record is from RefSeq and is a predicted model, not a curated record. The transcript has 3 exons. Lineage: Eukaryota; Metazoa; Chordata; Aves; Anseriformes; Anatidae.
UGAUGACGCCAUCACCGCGCGCCGUCCCGGCCGCUCCCUCCCCGUCGUCGCCGCCGCCGCCGCCGCCGCGGGCCGGAACCGGAGCGCGGCCGCUCCCCGCACAUGCGCAGUGCGGCGCCCGCCGCUAGGCCCGGGCCUGCCGUCAGCCCGGGCCCGGGACGCUCAGGCUCGGCGGCCGCCGCCCGGCGGGAGGCCAUGGGCACGGCGAAGGCCAGGUGUCUCGGGAGAACUGCGCUUUUGUAUUACAAGGAUUAAGUGGCACCCAGGAACAGCAGCGGAUUAUCGACCUGCUGGGUGGAUGGCAGCGCCAUUAACGAUGUCCCUUCCUUCCUGGAAACUCAGCAAAGAGCUAGCGUUCCCAGGCUGUCGGAGCUCUUCCAUGUUAACGGAUGAUAUUUGCUAUGUGCCCUGUAAGUCCUGCCCUGGGACUCGGUGAGCGGUGGGGUGCCCGAUGCCUGUAAUCCCCAUUCCCCGCCGGGUCCGCUCGUUCCACGGCCCCCACACGACCUGCCUGCACUCGGCCUGUGGCCCGGUAAGGACCACUCACUUGGUGCGCACCAAGUACAACAAUUUUGACAUCUAUCUGAAAUCCCGAUGGAUGUACGGAUUCAUUCGUUUCCUGCUGUACUUCAGCUGCAGCCUGUUUACCUCCAUCCUCUGGGUGGCACUCUCUAUCUUGUUUUGCCUUCAGUACCUUGGCAUCCGGAUCUUUCUGCGUUUCCAGUACAAACUCUCCAUCAUCCUCCUCUUACUGGGGCGGAGGCGGGUAGACUUCAGCCUCAUGAAUGAACUGCUCAUCUACGGAAUUCAUGUGACCAUGCUGCUAGUGGGGGGGCUGGGAUGGUGUUUCAUGGUGUUUGUGGAUAUGUAAAUAAACCAAGCGCAUGUGGGCCAAGAAGGUGACUGUUCUUCUACCCCCAAAUGUGUCAAUUACCCUCUUUUCUUUUUUAUAUAAAUUAAUUUAUUUAUCAGUGCUACUUUUUAUUGAUAAAUUAAUGUACUUGUCUCUGGAAUUUGUAUUUUUUUUGGAGGGUUAAGGUGCCAUUUUGAUGAUCGAAGUGCAACUCUCGACUGGGUGUUUUAUCUUGGCGUAGUGCAAGUUAAUAGACAUUUCUUCUUGUCCGUAGGCGCCUGCCUUUGCUGCUGUUCCUGUAUCCCUGUAGGCAUGGAAAAAGCAGUGGUUUUUCUGGAGGGAAAGAAGCCAGAUAACUUUGCACCCCACGCUCUGAAUUGGUCUUUACCCUUUUUAAAAAAAACGUUCCUCCAUGUCUCAGGCAUGUAAUGUGUAUCCUGUUUGAGCGGUGCUGUCCUUUCUCUGUGUAGUUUGCCUAUUCCCAACUGAGAAUACAGGGCCGAAUUCAACA